AUGAGAAGGAAAGGAGGCAAGGUCCUGACGGCGCUGGCCGCGGCGGCAUUCGGGUUCGUCGUCGGCAUUUCUUUUCCGGUGGUGAUCACACCCAAGUUUGCAGAGGUUGCAACAGCAAGAAAAGCUGAUGAAGGCACGGAGAGGCGGCUGCCACCGGGGAUCGUGGUUUCGGAGACCGACCUUCACCUGCGCCGGCUCUGGGGAUCCCCAACACAGGACAGCGCGACUCGCAAAUACCUUCUUGCGCUCGCCGUAGGGUACGAUGAGAAAGCCAAUGUCAAUGCAACCAUUCAGAAGUUCUCCGACAACUUCGACAUCGUGCUGUUCCACUACGAUGGCCGCACCACGGAGUGGGAUGAGGAGUUUGAGUGGUCCAAGGAGGUCGCGCAUGUCAGCGCAAGGAAGCAGACCAAAUGGUGGUUUGCCAAGAGGUUCCUGCACCCGAGCAUCGUGGCACCUUACGACUACAUCUUCCUAUGGGACGAGGACCUCGGUGUCGAGAAUUUUACCGCGGAAGCGUACCUUGACAUCGUGAGGAAGCACGGGCUAGAGAUCUCGCAGCCGGGGCUAGACGCAACCGAUGGGACGACGAAUUAUCAUAUCACCAUCAGGAGAAAUGACAGCGAGAUUCACAACACAGAUGCAGCGAGGGAAAGUUGCCGGGGCGUGCACAAGCCGCCAUGCAGCGGGUAACACUAGUAGAAAACAGGGCUUUUGUCAC
Molecule: messenger RNA, 721 nt
Organism: Triticum aestivum (bread wheat)
Lineage: Eukaryota; Viridiplantae; Streptophyta; Magnoliopsida; Poales; Poaceae
Exons: 7
Coding region: 1-693 (230 amino acids)
Source: RefSeq, a predicted model, not a curated record